Gryllus bimaculatus (two-spotted cricket) is the source of this 1492-nucleotide messenger RNA. Lineage: Eukaryota; Metazoa; Arthropoda; Insecta; Orthoptera; Gryllidae. The record is from the annotation of a GenBank genome assembly.
CAUAACGGUAAUGUACAGAUGUUGAUGCUAUUGUAUUUUAUUCGUUUACUAGACUUGAUUUUGUACAUUUUAAACUUUUAAUGAAACUCUUAUGUCGAAGUGUGUGACCAAAUAAAACACUUGUAGAUUCGUAAUAUUCAUUUCACUUCGGCAAAGUAUUUGUAGUUGUAGUCUAGUAUUUCGCUAAAGUUGGCAAUGGAUUUUGCCUAGGGGAAGAGCAAGUGCCAACAAGUAGUGAACGUGGUUAAACUGAAUCAAAUUUUAGUCAAGUGAAAAUAUUUGUAUUUGAGGGCCUCCUGGUUCCUCAGUUAUGGCAACAAAUUCCUCCCAAAUUAUUGAAUUUUUAGAAUUGGUCAGCCGAUUGAAGCAUCUCAAAAGGACAGGAUGGGUUGAACGGAAUGUUGAAGACCCAGAAUGUGUCGCUGGACACAUGUAUAGAAUGAGUAUUAUGGCUUUUCUAAUUAGUGACUCAGACUCUUUAGAUAAAACCAAGUGUAUCAAACUGUCAUUAGCUCAUGAUCUUGCAGAAUGUAUAGUUGGAGAUUUGACUCCAAACAGUGGCGUGGAUCCUGCUGAAAAGCACAGACUUGAAGAUGAGGCUAUGCAAAAGUUAACUCAAUUAGUGGGUCCGCCAGGAGAAGAGUUGUAUAUGCUCUUUAAGGAAUAUGAAGAUCAAAACACUCCUGAAGCUAAGUUUGUGAAGGAUUUGGAUAGAUUUGAUAUGGUUCUACAAGCUUUUGAAUAUGAGAAACGUGGUGGUAGACCUCAUGAACUGCAAGACUUUUUUGAGUCAACCAAGAAUAAAUUUUCACACCCAUUUAUAACGUCCCUCGUGACUGAAGUAAACAAACAGAGAGCACAGUUUGAGUCCUCUCAGAAUUCUUCAAUUGAAGGCAUUGCUAGCAGUGGUGAAUCUUAAUCAAACUCCUUUGGUUAUGAAGUUGUCUAAAACUUCAUUCUCAAUACCAAUGACAAGUUCACUUGACAGUUAAGAAAAUAAAUUGGAGCUGAUUACUCAACCUUGGCAAUGACUUGGCUAUGAUUUCCCCUGCUUAGAUCAAAGCAAAAACCUUUUCAUAUUUUUCAUUGUUGUGCAUGUUCUGUCAUGUUCUGUUAUAUGUUUCAUUGUUUUUAAUUUCGAUUAAUGUGAGAACAUAUAUUUGUUGCUCUGUAAACAUUCUCAUGUUAUUUGAAAAUAAAUACUUGGAGCACUAAAAUAUUUUCAUUAAUUCAUGUGUUCUUUAGAUAUGGUGGAUUUGCUACCACAUUUAUCAUUUGGGUUGCUUGCAAAGCAUGCCAGGAAAGUCUCUCCACACUGGCACUUUGCUGGUGGAAGUGCUACCAACAGAAAUUAUGCUGCUAACAAAGAAAAAUGUAAAUAGCAUACUCACCACACCAUAACAAUGCUAGAAGUCUUGUCUCCUUCACUUGUUUCUGGUUGCUACCAACAUAAAUGCAAUUUUUUAAUAGGAGGUCCUGACUUGGUUUGGUG